AAAAUUUUGCUAUUUUCCUCAUUUUAAUUUUUUUUAGAACAGGAUCAGAAAGAUAUUGCAGAACAUCAGAAUAAAUAUCUGGUGCAUCAGGGGUUGUUAUUUGAGACUAACAUGCUGCUAUUUGUUUUUGAGACUAGUGAUGGAAUACAAUAAUGUUAUCCGAUAUCAGAGUUUAAGGGAAAGAGAGGAUAGCUACCGGUUAAGGUUUCAACGCAGGCUACAUGUUACUGAAAAUCUAGUUAAUCGCUUGGGAUUAGAGGCUGAAUUAGAAGGGCAUGGUGGCUGUGUUAAUUGUCUGGAAUGGAAUGAAAAGGGAGACCUUUUAGCAAGUGGCUCAGAUGAUCUGCAUAUAAAUUUGUGGGAUCCAUUUAUGCAUAGAAAAUUGCAAAGCAUUCAGAGUGGACACUUGGGCAAUAUAUUUUCAGUUAAAUUUCUUCCAAAUACGAAUGACCGUAAUGUUGUCAGUGGUGCUGCUGAUUUCAGAAUCAGAGUGCAUGAUGUAGCCACGAAAGAAAAUACAAUGUCUUGCAGUUGUCAUGGUGGUAGAGUAAAACGUCUAGCUGUGGCUCCCAACGUACCUUUUAUGUUUUGGAGUGCUGCUGAGGAUGGCAUUGUCAUGCAGUAUGACCUGAGGGUUCCUCAUCAGUGCUCCAAUGUAUGUAAUAAUGUGCUUAUUAAUUUGGUAUGUCAUCUUGGAAGAAAUGCUGAAGCUAAAUGUAUUGCCAUUAAUCCUUUGAAACCUGAGUUACUUGCUGUUGGUGCUAAUGAUCCAUAUGUUAGGUUAUAUGAUCGCAGAAUGAUUAAGCCUACUGUUGCAAAAUAUCCCAGAGAACAACCUUCUUCAGGGUCUCCAUGGGAUUCAUCAUAUGUAGGUGAUCCAGUGGAGCCAGGAGAGGAUAAUUUGCCUCCAGGCUGCGUUUCUUACUUUGUUGCAGGACAUUUGCCUUUGAAACAGGAUGAUUUCAAAAAACGAUACAGGACUUUAACUUCAACGUAUGUGGCUUUUAGUCCAGAUGGCAAUGAAUUGCUGGCAAACCUAGGAGGGGAGCAAAUAUAUUUAUUUAAUAUUCUUUCAAAGAGGAAACACGUGUCAUUUGAUACUAAUGACUUCUCUUUUGCUAGUAAGGGAACUAGCAGUUUAUGUAAAAAUUCAGAUAAAUUCUGCCAUUCAGAUGAGGGUGCAUCUCCUAAAAACGGUACAACUAAUGGUAUGACAACAAAUGGAGUGUAUGCGUCUCGCUUUUGUCAAGAUGUAUCUGCAUCUUCAUCUCUACCAGAACAAUCGGAUUAUUCUAAGAAGUGUUCUCAAUCUUUACCUCCUGAUAUUGAAAAGCUGAAAAAAAUGGCAAAUGAAGCAUUUGAGAAACAGUUGUAUACUCUGGCUAUUGGUUUGUAUAGUAAAGGCAUUAUAAUGUAUCCAAAGGGAGCAUGUCUUUUUGGCAAUAGAGCUGCAGCAUACAUCAAGCGUGGAUGGGAUGGUGAUUAUUAUGCUGCAAUUCGUGAUUGCCAUGCCGCUAUCAAAUUAAAUCCAGAGUAUUUGAAGGCACAUUUUCGGUUAGCUCAAUGCUUGCAUAAGCUGCGCUGGAUGAAAGAAGCAAUGGAUUGUAUCCAGGCAUUCAAACUUAAAUUUCCUGAUUAUGCCCGAACACGAGCAUUUGAAUCUUUUGAGGCUGAUGUAAAAAUUGCAGUAUUUGCUGAAAUGG
This is a messenger RNA of Stegodyphus dumicola, 1703 nucleotides long. RefSeq names its product WD and tetratricopeptide repeats 1 (gene adp). NCBI's taxonomy places the organism in Eukaryota, Metazoa, Arthropoda, Arachnida, Araneae, Eresidae. Gene Ontology annotation, molecular function: protein binding. Gene Ontology annotation, biological process: negative regulation of fatty acid biosynthetic process. Gene Ontology annotation, cellular component: cytoplasm; Cul4-RING E3 ubiquitin ligase complex. The record is from RefSeq and is a predicted model, not a curated record.